Messenger RNA from Apiotrichum porosum, 1122 nucleotides. RefSeq lists its product as uncharacterized. The transcript is spliced from 4 exons. NCBI's taxonomy places the organism in Eukaryota, Fungi, Basidiomycota, Tremellomycetes, Trichosporonales, Trichosporonaceae. The record is from RefSeq and is a predicted model, not a curated record. Gene Ontology annotation, cellular component: mitochondrion. Bases 1 to 1122 code for a protein of 373 amino acids.
AUGGCCGCCAUCAUCCGGCCGUCGCCGUCCGUCGCAUCCUUGCUGCGCACACAGUAUGCGCCGUUCAAGGUCGCUCGCACAGCAGCAUAUAUCGCUCAGAGGGCAGGACCGAGCGCGGAACAGACCCGGUCCUACGGGACCCGACAGCUGCCGGCGCCAGUCGACCUCGCCUUCGACGUGAUUGAGCCCAAGGAUGUCCGCAUCGCCGACCAGAGCAUGGUCAUCUGCCAUGGCCUUUUUGGUUCCAAGCAGAACUGGCGAAGCCUGGCGAAGGCGUUCGCUCAAAAGCUGGGGAUGAACGUUUACACUCUGGUGUGUGGUGUGCUACAGAAUAGACUGUUGAGGUUCCAUGUUGCUGACUACAUCGUCCUUGCCCACCUCCGCUCCCUCUCCCCGCCGACCUCCUGCCGACCUCCUCUUACCGCUCCUCCCAACGACAUGCGCAACCACGGAGUCUCCCCGCACGUCAAGCCGCACAACUACGACGCCAUGGCAGCGGACAUUGCCCUCUUUGUGGAGAAGCAGGGGCUCAAGAACGUCAACCUCCUCGGACACAGCAUGGGCGGCAAGGCGGUCAUGGCGUACGCGCUCAACAGCGACCUCAACGGGCCCCUCCGUUCCCUCAUGUCCGUGGACAUGACCCCAGCUAUCGGCAAGGUGUCUCCCGAGUUUGAGGCGUACACCGAUAACAUGCUGGAAAUUGAGCAUGCCAAAGUGGCGAACCGUCACGACGCCGACAAGAUCCUGCACAAGGUCGAGAAGAACAAGAGCACCCGCCAGUUCCUCCUCACCAACAUGGUGUCCGACCAGGACGAGUCUGGCAAGUCGUUCCUGCGCUUCCGUCUCCCCGUCCAGCUUCUCAAGGAGGAGGUGCCCUCCAUCGGCGAGUUCCCCUACACGCCCCCUCCUCCCGUGUCGGCCACGUCUCCGCAGUGGAUGGGCCCGGUGCUCGUCCUCAAGGGCGCGCAGUCAAAGUACGUGAACAGGCGCAACAUUCCCAUCUGCGAGGCCUUCUUCCCCAACUGCCGUGUCGAGAUUCUCGACGCUGGCCACUGGGUGCACGCUGAGAAGCCUGCCGAGACGGUCGAGCUUGUGGGCCAGUUCAUCCUCGAUGGCAAGUGA